Messenger RNA from Periconia digitata, 1046 nucleotides. NCBI's taxonomy places the organism in Eukaryota, Fungi, Ascomycota, Dothideomycetes, Pleosporales, Periconiaceae. The record is from the annotation of a GenBank genome assembly.
AUUUGUAUAACCUCCACCACUACCACUCGAAACGCUUCGCUGCGCUGCGCUGCCCUGCACACUGCAGUGCCAUCCAGCCUGGCAAGCCCCCUCGACACACUGACAGACAGGCAGGAUCCCCUUCCAUGUCCUGUAACGCCUUGUUCUCUCUCUCUUUUCUCAUCUCUCUUCGUUUCUUUUUCUCCCCGUCUCGUGGUCUCGCCCGUUCACCCUCAUCCUUUCCUCCGCUAUUCCCCACGCGGCUACAGCAACACGGCAAAUAGCACCCUAUCUACCUGCCUACCGUCCAGACGAACCAUGCAGCCCUCGAACGACCUCGUUCCCCUGACAGGUUGGAGUCAGCCAUGCAGCCGCCACGCUGUCUGUCGUGCCCAGCUGCAUCCAUCGCCUUUUGCGUGCCAUUGCACUUGAGCAUCCAGAGGGUGACGACAGCAGCAGUGGCAAUGCUGUUGAUGAUGAUGAUGAUGAUGAAUGAUGAUGGCAAGCACAGGAACAAUUGGUCCGGCCUGAGAAUCCGUCCCUUCGUCUCGCCUCGACUCACCAAAAUGCGCGAUCUUCAAACCUUAAAAUGUCGAUGAUGAAGGAAAAGAAAAGGAAAAAGGAACAUGCAAAAAGGUUCGAGAUACCAAGGCGGCAGAAGCGACAAACGAGAGAGAAAAAGCAAACGGCCGCAUCGUGGACGCCGCCAUCCCAUCCUGGCGGGUGUUGCGCCACAAGAUGCAUAUGCAAGCUACUGGGGGGUAUCACAUCCACCUCGCAAAGAGACAUGUACAAAUGGCGGCUCUGGUGAGGGGCAUUCCUCAAUUAAUCAACCAAAGACCGACCAUCCCGGCAGACAGACACUUCGCUUCGAAGCCCUUCUGCGCAAAAACGUUCCCCGUCACCUUUUGGUCGCCCCCGUCUUGUUUCGCCUUGCUCGCUCUCCGGUGCAACGACGCUGCAUCAAUCUCAUGCGAUACACAGAGAUCCAUGGGCAGAUAGGUCGCCGCCUACACCACCCUGGACCGGUUGACCGUUUGUUUUUCUUUUUCCUCUCAUGUGCCUGA